AAAAUCAUUAUCUUCCCAGGUUGUCUUCCAUUUAUGCUGUCAUCUUAAAAUGGAAACUUUAGCUGUACAAGAACAUGAACCUUAUAUAUCAAGGACAUCGCAAGAUAUGCAAGUGAACCUGGAACCAGAAACAGAAGCCUGGAACAUGAAGAACAAGCAUGUCGGGAAGAGAAAAGGUCAUUUGUUGCUUGUCCCUUGCCCCUUGCAAGGUCACAUGAUCCCAAUGCUUCACUUGGCCAAGAUUCUUCAUUCUCAUGGUUUCCUAAUCACCAUUACUGAAACAGAACCCAGCUCGCCAGCAGUAUUCCCUCCUCACCACCCUGAUUUCUUGUUUGAAUCCAUUGAUGGAUUAGAUAACAGCCCUAGUGAAUUCAAAGGGGAUGUUGUCUCCUUCUUAUACACGCUUAACACAAAGUGUAAAGCACCAUUCCAUGAUUGCUUGUCGAGGAUUCAAACGAACAGCACACAGGGUCCUGUAACAUGCAUCAUCCAUGACGCAGUCAUGUUCUUUUCCGUAGAUGUUGCUGAUUAUAUGAAGAUUCCAAGGAUUGUCUUGAGGACAAGCAGUGCCACCAAUUUCUAUGGGCUUUCACUUCUCAAGCAAAAGGGUGAUCUACUUGCAAUCCAAGCAGAACAACAAUUGGAGGAACCACUUGAUGAUAUCCCUUUUUUAAGAGUCGAGGACAUGCCAUUGUUCAACAAAUCCAACAAAGAAGUUGUCGACAGUGUUUUUGAUCCCAUUGAUGAUGGAACCAGGACUGCUUCAGCUAUAAUUUGGAACUCUCUUAGCUGCCUAGAACAAGCAAUCUGUGACAAAUUCAAAUCAAAUAUUGUAGCCCCAAUGUUCUCUAUUGGACCUCUUCAUAAGCACUCAAACGCUGCUCUAAGCAGUUUUUUGAUCGAAGAGCAAAGCUGCAUCUCUUGGCUUGACACACAAAGGUCAAAUUCUGUCAUUUAUGUAAGCAUUGGUAGCUUAGUUAUGAUAACGGAAACUGAACUGGCUGAGAUGGCCUGGGGGCUUGCCAAUAGUGGUCAGCCAUUUUUGUGGGUGAUUCGACCUGGUUUGGUCCACGGCUCAAAUGGGUUCGAUCUCUUGCCUACAGAAUUUGAAAAUAUUACGAAGAAAAGAGGUCGAAUAGUUAGCUGGGCACCACAAAAGGAGGUGCUGGCGCAUCAAACUAUAGGAGCAUUUUGGACUCAUAAUGGCUGGAACUCAACCAUCGAGAGUAUUUGCGAAGGGGUCCCUAUGCUUUGCUGGCCCCAGGUGGGAGACCAGAAGGUGAAUGCAAGGCUGGUUACUCAUUUCUGGAGAGUUGGGAUCCAGUUGGAGAGAUUGGAGAGAGGAAAUAUAGCGGACUAUAUCAGAAGGUUAAUGGCGGGUGAGGAAGGAAAGCAAACCAAAAUGAGGGCUAUGCAGCUGAAGGAGAAGAUCGACGUUUCAAUAAGAGAAGGAGGUUCCUCUCAUGAAUCUAUUGGCAACAUGAUCGCUUUCAUCAACUUGUUACUGAGCUGUUAAGGGGCCUCGAGAGGUUCGAUGCAUGCAUCACAAGUGGCUUCGAAGGUUGCCUCCUUCACCCUCCAUGUAUAAAUAUUUUUUUUUUACGUGUGUUACCGCGGUGCAUUACAUUGUAAAAUUUAUUUAUUCAUGUUAUUUUUUUAUUU
This is a messenger RNA of Populus euphratica (Euphrates poplar), 1662 nucleotides long. Its product is annotated as UDP-glucose iridoid glucosyltransferase-like. Lineage: Eukaryota; Viridiplantae; Streptophyta; Magnoliopsida; Malpighiales; Salicaceae. The record is from RefSeq and is a predicted model, not a curated record. The transcript is spliced from 2 exons. Gene Ontology annotation, molecular function: quercetin 3-O-glucosyltransferase activity; quercetin 7-O-glucosyltransferase activity. The coding region runs from base 50 to 1516 and encodes 488 amino acids.